AAAGCAAUGAAAAUGUUUUUUUGUUAGAGAAAUAAAUUCAGUGAGUAAAGUGCGAAUAAUAUCUAGAUGAAAAACUCAUUGUGCUGUUAAAAGAAUCUGUUAGUAAUAAAAAAAGAAGAGAUAGAAGUAAAGCAGACAAAAUAUACAAUAUAUAAUUAAAAAAAAUAUUUUAUCGGAUAUAUGAUAUCUACAAAUAUAAGAAUUAUUAUUCAAUAAAGUAGAAUAGAGUAAAGAAAAGAAAGAAGAGAUAAAACUUUAAGCAUGGCUGAGGAUAGUUUUUCAAAGCCACAGUACAAAACGAGAAGUGCAUCAAUAUCAGCUCCGGCAAGCUCGAGCUUAGAAGCAAUAAUAAAUUCACAGUGUGACAUUGAUACACCAGAUGAUGGAGGUGGUACUCCUAAUUACAGGCGUCGAAAGCCUGCAACUCGUUCACAGAGUGCUAGAAUUCCGAGCGGACGAACGGUGCGCAAAAAAGUUUCAACAACAUCCCAGCAACCACCAACGCUUUACUAUGACAAUAAAACCCAUUUUACAAGUGAACCAUAUUUAAUGGAUGAAAGCGAAACUCUUCAUCAACCUGUAAGACGUGGUUCUCAGCGAAGGCCUGCUCAAAAUAACGUGUCUUCAAAUGCUUCCGUACGUCGAAAGUCAAAUAUAUAUUUAGAUGUUCCCGGUCAAAAUUCUAACUAUUUAAGAGUAAAUGAAACAGAUGAUACUGUAACUCUAAGAACAUUCAGUACUUCCAAUAAAGGCAUAGUAAACAGAGGUGAUUCAUUUAGACGUCGUAGAUCCAGAAGCUCUAGUCUUAUUCCACCAAGUCCUGCAAGUCCAAUGAAAUCAUCAGCCGCAAGUGAAAUAUCAGCAAGUCCAGGACCAACAGAUUCAUAUUCCGUCUGCAUGAUGGGCGCUCAAGGGGUUGGAAAAGCAGCACUAUUAUCUCAAUUCAGAACAUCCGAGUGCAUUAAUGCUUACGAAAGCGGAAGAGAUUCGCCAUGCGACCAAAGCAUCUCUAUUAUCCUCAAUGGAAUUGAAUCUGAAUUGAAAUUUCUAACAGAUAGUAAAGGAAACAAGGAUCAAAUUGAUGGUUGUGACGCAUUUUUAAUCAUAUAUUCGGUUGUAGACAAAUCAUCAUUUACACGUGCCGAAUAUUUUCUAACUCUCUUACAAGAUAUGGACUUAGUCAGAUCAAGAUGUUGCAUUUUAGUUGGCAAUAAAAUAGAUCUUGCAAGAUCACGAGCAAUAUCUAGUCAAGAUGGAAAAUGUAUGGCGUGCACUUAUCGAGUGAAAUUUAUAGAAGUUUCUGUCGGUAUAAAUCAUAAUGUUGAUGAACUUUUAGCUGGUACAUUAACACAGAUCCGUUUGAAGAAGGAACAUUGUGAAUUACAGGGCCCAAAAGAAAGCUCACGUAGUUGGUAUAAAAAUAGAAAUGUAGUCAGAGCGAGCAUGAAGGCGCGUCAGAUGAUAACUUGGAUUUUUGGCAAAGAGGACUCAAAGUUUAGAAAUUGUGAAAACCUUAACGUUCUAUGAUGAGAUAACGUAGCUUCCUUAAAGCAAUACAUAAAGAAGUAGAUAACUUUAAAAGAGAAUAUUUGAGCAUUUCGGUUAAAAUAACAUAAAUUAUCGAUUCCUUUUUAAAAACAAAAAUCUUUCAACUAUAAAUAUAAAAUAAUACAUGAUAUACACGUUCAUAAAUAUCACAUUGUAAAACAUGAAGAAACUAUUACUAGGAAGAACAAAACCCAAAAUAAUAUAAAAACCAAAAAGAUGAAAAUGAAAAUCC
This is a messenger RNA of Chironomus riparius, 1780 nucleotides long. The record is from the annotation of a GenBank genome assembly. NCBI's taxonomy places the organism in Eukaryota, Metazoa, Arthropoda, Insecta, Diptera, Chironomidae.